AUGACUGCUGUGCACCGCCAAACGCCCCAUACGUGGUGUACACGGACGAUCGCGGACAGUUACUGGACACCCUCCCGGUGUGCCAAGAUUUUAAUCGACAAGGAUGUACCAGACCUACCUGCAGAUUCGUUCAUAUUCGCGAAGGGUGCGGGCUGCAGGUGGUUGGGUGCCGAGUGGUGGUGUGCCGUGACGCCGCCGCGGGCACUUGCCGCCGUGCCGCCUGUCGCUACUACCACAUCCCCGUUCAAUUGCCGCCAGCUCUGCGCCCCCCUUAACCUGAUCUCUGACCCGUUCACCGCCGUAACCCCCCCCCCCCUCGCUUCACCCUGCGCCCUCAUCCCUCCGAACCUCACACACCUCGUCGCGGCCCCUCCCCCGAACCUCUCUCCAGCCCCGCUCCACAGAUCGCCCCGCGGUGUCCAUAUCGACCGCGGCCCCGACACACUAGGGAAGGCAACUCCCGCCAGUCCCGCUGCAGAGGCGAUGCCAGAG
Iphiclides podalirius (scarce swallowtail) is the source of this 492-nucleotide messenger RNA. Lineage: Eukaryota; Metazoa; Arthropoda; Insecta; Lepidoptera; Papilionidae. The record is from the annotation of a GenBank genome assembly.